Molecule: messenger RNA, 5251 nt
Organism: Mya arenaria
Lineage: Eukaryota; Metazoa; Mollusca; Bivalvia; Myida; Myidae
Product: tyrosine-protein phosphatase non-receptor type 11-like
Exons: 17
Coding region: 429-2309 (626 amino acids)
Biological process (GO): protein dephosphorylation
Molecular function (GO): protein tyrosine phosphatase activity
Source: RefSeq, a predicted model, not a curated record
CGUGUAUAGUAGAAUACUUCAGAAUCAGAGUCAGAAGGUGUCCAUUGGAAUAAUUAUAAUAAUUGGAAUUUUCAUUAAAACUCCAAAGGCUGUUUUUAACGAUAUAAAUUUGAUGAAUGCAAUCAACUAGUACAUCAGCGCUGGUGAUCUUUUGAUUUUAAACUAUCGAAAAGAAGACUGACAUUGAAGUAAUGAAGUAGGUAAUAAGUAGUUUCAUAUUAAAGGUGAGUGUUAUAAAGAGGCUCGACCAACCAGAAACAGGACAUUUUUGUCAAUUUGGUAGUUGAGAAGGAAGAAUUGGUCAUUAGAAAUUCUGCUUUUCAAGGUUUUGGAUGAAAAGUGGCGAUGUAGUGAUUUUGAAAUAUUUGUACUUGUAAGCCUAUGUUGGAUUUGUUCAGGAUAGAUUUGAAAACAAUGGAAAUUGAAUAAUGACAAGAACUGUUGCCAUGGCAACAAAAACACAAGCUGCAGUUGAAGCUGAUCGCCCAUUCUCGCCUACGGAAGUGUUGAAAUUUACGCGGCAGAGGAGAUGGUUUCACCCCAACAUUUCUGGGCAGGAAGCAGAGCGACUGUUGAAGGAGCGGGGAAUUGAUGGCAGUUUCCUGGCUCGGCCCAGUACUAGCAAUAAAGGGGACUUUACACUAUCUGUAAGACGCAGUGGUGAGGUUACACACAUCAAGAUACAGAACACGGGGGACUUCUAUGACCUGUAUGGCGGGGAGAAGUUUGCCACGCUCGCGGAACUUGUGCAGUUCUAUAUGGAGAACAUGGGGCAACUGAAGGAGAGGAACGGCGAUGUUAUUGAACUCAAAUAUCCCGUGAAUUCUGAGGACCCUACCACAGAAAGAUGGUUCCAUGGGCACAUAUCUGGAAAGGAGGCGGAGAAACAGUUAAUGGACAAUGGGAAAUACGGGAGUUAUCUGGUGCGGGAGUCACAGAGCAAGCCCGGAGAUUUUGUCCUCUCAGUCAAGUGUGAAGAUAAGGUCACUCAUGUUAAAAUACGCAGAAAUCACAACGGCAAGUUUGAUGUUGGGGGUGGGGAACAGUUGAACACCCUGUCGGAGCUGGUGGAACACUACAAGAAGAACCCCAUGGUCGAGACAUCAGGCACGGUCGUCCACCUCAGACAUCCAUACAACGCAACUAGAAUAGCAGCUCGUAGUAUUGACAAUCGUGUGAACCAGCUGGCCCGGGACACAUCACACAAAGACGAGGGUGCUAAGGGAAAAGGAGGAUUCUGGGAUGAGUUUGAGCAUCUGCAGCAACAGGAAGUGAGACAUUUGUUCAGUCGGAAGGAGGGAGGCCGACCUGAAAACAAAGCUAAAAAUAGAUACAAAAACAUCUUGCCAUUUGACCACACAAGAGUAUGUCUGAGAGAUGGGGACCCUGAUGUUCUGGGCUCUGACUACAUCAAUGCCAACCUAAUCACAGCUGAAGAUGAUAACAUAGAACCUAAGAAGCACUACAUUGCCACCCAGGGAUGUCUGACAGCAACUGUGGUCGACAUGUGGCGUAUGGUCUGGCAAGAGAAGUGUCGUGUCAUCGUCAUGACAACAAAAGAGGUUGAGAGGGGAAAGAUAAAAUGUGUUCGGUAUUGGCCUGAUAAAGUCGAGAAAGAAAAGAAAAUGGCUGUCUUUCAAGGCACAAUAACUGUGAAAUACAUUGCCGAGGAGGAAGAUAAGAAUUACCAUACCCGGGAGUUUGAGAUACUCAAAGAAUCGAAUGAGGGAAAGGUUGAGGGUCCCCGUAAAGUGUUUCAGUACCAUUUCCACACGUGGCCGGACUAUGGCGUACCCAGCGAUCCUAGCAUUGUAUUAGACUUUCUCAAUGUUGUCAACUCCAAACAGGACCAGAUAAGAGGAUCAACUGCAGGGCCUAUUGUUGUCCAUUGCAGUGCGGGUAUUGGCCGAACUGGAACGUUUUGUGUGAUAGACAUGCUGUUGAAUCAGAUCAAACAAUACGGUAUGGAUUGUGAGAUUGACAUCCAGAAGACGAUACAGAUGGUGCGCUCCCAGAGGUCGGGAAUGGUUCAAACCGAGGCCCAGUACAAGUUUGUUUACUACGCCAUACAUCACUACAUAGAGACAGAGAAGAAACGAGCCGAGGCCGAGCAGCAAAGCCAGGUCGCAGGACGGGAGUACACAAACAUCAAGUACGCAGCAGGAGAGCGUAACUCUCUGACACGUGGGCUCCACCCGACCACACAUCCAGUCCCUAAUGACCAACACAAACGACCACACAAGGACCUGCCGAGGACACCCCAUGAAGGUCAGAUCUACCAGAACAUCGGAGCCACGAAGAAAUCCUGAGGCCCCUUCCCCCCUCCCUCGUGUCUCAUAUCCCCCUAUCCCCCGCCACCCUAUCCCCAGCCACCCCUACCCCCUGGCAUGUACAGCAGUAUUGUAGAAACCUCAGUCUUUCUAUUUCAUUUCUCAGCCCUUAGGAAGAGACACGUAUUGCAGGCUUAUACAUGAAUACAGCAAUUCUGAAAAAGACUUAUUUUGCAGUUACUGAUUGAUCUACCAAUCAAACAUACUCCAAGUCAGCUUCAAACAUUUAUAAGCAUUUCAAUAAAAUAUUCAAAACAUUCAAUUAGAAGUAAACAUUGCUACAAAGUCAAAGAUAUACUGUGAGACAACUGACCAACUGUAUGUCAGUAAGAAAUAGAACUUGUGUUUGCGCAAACAAACAUUAUAUAAGACUUUGGAUCUAUGAGUUUUACUGGGCAAAUAUGACAUAAUCUCUCUUAACGAUUUUUUUAACAUUUAACUGACUGAACAAGUAAUGACCAUUUAGUAGGGCUUAAAGAUUCAUUGGAGGGUACAGCACUUUGCCCUUUUAUGGGAGUACACCUCUGUCCUCAUGGGGACCAGCAUGUGCACACUUCUGCCUUCCUAGAAUUGAAUGCUUUAGAUAAUUAAAUAUUUCCUUUGUUUUUAUUUAUACGCUAAUUAUAUGAUUAUAUGUACAUAUAAACAUUAUAUACUAAACUACUUCAAUUAAACAUUUCUGAUAUUUUUGUCAAAUUUAUAUUUUAAUUAAAUAUUAUAUAAUAUUGAAGUUCUUUGCAGUGUGCCUAUUCAGAAUCAACCUGUUCUUUUUAAAAUGGGGCAAAAAACAAUGGAAAACAUUGUUACUAAAUUGUUUCUGUCAUGUAUAUAUGAAUCUACUCCAUUUAUGUAUUUUUAAAUCAACUAUAUUGUUCAUAGAUAUUCUACAUUUCUUGUAGUAUUGCAUAUUUAUUCUGCCAUUUUCCAAAUGUAUUGAUGUUAAUUUUUCUCUAACGUUAUAUUUAAUACCAUUCUGUUCUGAUGUACAAUUUUUAGAAGAUUUUGUGCCAUUUGUACAGUUUUUAACAUAGAUAAUCAGGCUAAAACAAAAAUGGUUCUGUUCUCGAGGAUUUCUAUUGAUUUGGAGAAGCGCUAAUUUUGUUUUGUUUUGUUUUUUUAUAUAUUUUGUAUCAUUGGCUAUGAACUCCCUAAAUUAACUUUUUUAUUAAAUGAUAUUUAUUCCAAGUUUACUUUAAACAUGGUUUUCAAUGUUUCUGUAUUUAAGGAACAUUAUGUAUUAUUAGUGGAAAUUAGUACGUACAUAAUAUUAUAUGCAUAAGUGCUUAACUAAAGGGAUCCAACUCUUCAGUAUUGUUCAGAAUUAUUUUUUUGGUUACCAAAAUAAAAAGUUGUUUUUGGUUUGGCCCCUUUGAACUUAAUUUAAACAUUGCGUUAUUUCAACUGUUUAUUCAGGUACAGAGAAGGGCUGGAGUUCACUGUAAAGGGGAAUAAGUCUGUUGUAAUUAGUCAGAGAUGAGUUUAUGAAUACUCAGAAGGUAUAUUUUUAAACAACAUGAGGAAUCAUGUUUAUUAUAUAGAUGAUACAUCGGGAAUAUUAUGUUAGUCGGUUAAUCCUUGGAGAAGUAUCACUUCUUGUUGCUUGUGUAAAGUCCAUAUUGCAGGAGACUGAAGGUUGAGUGCUAUGUAUUGUUAUGCAAGCAACGAGAAGUUAUACAACCCAACAUAUUGAUCAAUUAACAUAAUAUUUCAUUUAUUUCAUACUUUUAAAGAAAUAUUUAAAAUGGAAAUAGCAAUAUUUUUUUUUACAAAAGCAUUUCAAUUUCAUGGCAAACGUCAUAUAUCUUAUUGGUAUUAUUGCGCAUGCGCACUAGGCGACUGUGUGAUACAGAAUCAGGAUACAACAAAGAGCUCUGACAACCAUAAGUCCAUUAAGCAAUUUACAACUGCCAAAUUUCCAUGUAGUUAUUCAUUGGUUUUAUAAGGUGUGUUAUUUAGAAGUUUGCCCAUGCGUGCUAGCUAGUAUAGAGGCAUUUCCUGCUUAACACUAAGGUUUCAUUUAUUUUUGGUUUCCUUUAGAAAACACAAUCUUUUACUAAUUAUAAAAACAUCUUUUGAUGUAGUUACCAUACUCUAUACAAACAUACUAUUCCUAAUGUGUGCAUUGGCAGGGGGAUUUUUGGGGGGGAGUAUUUUGUCUGAUUCUUUAACUUGAAUGCUGAAUACUGCCAACCCGCCUGAAACAAAUAUGCACCGUCUAUCCAUCAGGACAUGUAUGGUUAGCAUGUUAAAAUGUGGUAACAUGAUAUUUCUACUAGGAAACCAUUGCUAUCCAGGUAAUUUUACAUUAAAGAUAAGCCUGUCUUUAAUAUGUAAAAUAGAGCACAUUUUUAUUUCAACUGUUCUUCAAAGAAAAAAAGUAACUUGUGUCAAAAACUCUAACCUUGGCUAUAACUAAAAAAAAUGUUUUAAGAUGUUCAAAUGAACCUCGGUAAACAUGUUGGCAUAGACAAUAUACACAUUUAAAGCAAGGCGCAUGUCUCUGGCUUUCAUUACUAUUUAGUUGUAUCACUUUUUCUACUGAAAAAAAACAACAACAGACUAGCAUCACAGUUCGCUUGUCUGCACUCUUGUUUUCAGAUCAAAAUAACAAGUUUCAUGUAUAGCUUUAUAUGUUUUGUAAAUAGUCUAUAUUUUAAGAUUAUGCCUAUUUUCCUGUUGAGUAAAUUGUAUAUAGAAUGUUAUAGAUCAUGGUCACUAGACCAUGUUGUUGAUAGAGUCUUGUAUAAAGCCAUCUAUUUUUGUAGCUUGUCAUUUUACAUGUUGUUAAACUAUUAUUACUCCUCAUCAAUGUAUCUACAAAAUGUUGUUUGUUUAUUUGUUUUUUAAUUAUUUAUAUAAAUUCAAGGGUGCACCUUGUUAUAUACAUUACUUCAUGGUUUAGAAUAAACGAAAUGACCAUA